Messenger RNA from Vitrella brassicaformis, 3325 nucleotides. The record is from the annotation of a GenBank genome assembly. Lineage: Eukaryota; Vitrellaceae.
GGCGGUGUCUCACUCAUGAGCCUUUCGUCGCUGCCUUAUCUUUGAAUGUGUAGUGCCUCUCCUCCAUCGCACGGUGGUGGGCUAUCGCCGCCUGCUUGGCGCCCUCAUACCCCAGCUGACGCACAGAGAACAGCUGAACCUUCUGCUUGCCGUCCACCUGCCAGCUGGCCAUCCAUGAGUUGCUGCCCUUGUGAUAGCUGACGCCCCUGACGCCGCUCUGGUGCGCCGAUCUCUUCCUGACCACCGCCCGUCCGGUGCGCUCCAUUUCACGGCGAUGCUCCUCGGCCAAUGCCUGACGGACGGAGGCACACACAUGGGACACUCGCAGAGAGAGACAGAGGGAAUGGGUGGCCUCCUGCGCACCUUGGCUCCGUCGAAUCCAUGGUCUUUGACGUAGAAGAGCUUUUGCUUCUGCUUCGGGUCGCCCUUCUCGUACCAGAACGCCAUCCAACGCUGCUGUUUCUCAUGCCACGCCACUCCCGUCACAUCCGACUGGUGCUCUGAAAUAAUGGGACACACACACCUGAUGGAGGCUCUGGUCGCCUUGAAUUCGCUUCUUCUCACCUGAUUUGGUGAUGACGGUGGCCCUGGUGCUGGUGUUCUCGUCUGUGUCGGGGGCCCACUGGGGAUUGGACGCAUAGACGGGCGACGGCACAUCACCGGCAGACACCAACGCACCAUCCCUCAGAUUGGCUGCCUUGGGCCUUUGCCGUGGUUCUGGAGAUGAUGAGCUGCUGCCGUCAUUGUGGUCGUCACAGCUGUCAGACCGACGCGCCGCCCGAGCCACGCUCUUUCUCUGCCGGCCACCGCGGUCCUCUGUUGCGUCGCCUUCUCGACGCCCAGGGGGGCGGCCCGGGAGGCGGGGAAAGCUGGACCGGGGAAAGCGGGACGGGGGAGAGGGGUCGAGGAAAGGGUCGUGGCUGGGUCUCUUGGUGCGCUUGCGACGCUGCGGGGGUGGGCUGCAGCCGAAUUGCCCCUCACGCAUCCCGCCGUCCAUCUGCCCCACCCCCUGCUGUGCUCGCUGCAGCCACGACAGAUCGAUGGCCAUCGCCCGGCCGCCCACAUGCGACCUAUGGAGCGCAUUGCGGUACUCAACAGCAUCACGGAAGGCCGUGAAGAUGGCCUCAGGGGAGGCGCCGCAGCCGACAAGGAACUGACGCAGAUCGACGGUCGUCGAUGCGUCGUUGUCCCAAAAGUAGGCCUCGUAACUGUAGUUGUUCCGCCAUGAGAUGCCGAUACUGACACACACACACAGAGACAGAUGCCACUGUCAACAUGAGAGCGUCCAUCAUGCCCUUGGUCAUGCUCACCCGCCUCUGUCUGACGCGUGGAAGUCGCCCGGCUGCUCGUCCCUCAUCCACCGCACCAGUGCGCGAGCCAGCGCAUCGCCCGUCACUUCUCCCGCCACCUGAUGGCCCGCUGGGCCGCACAGCCGCUUGGGAGGGGGGCUGCGGUCAGCCGAGGCCCCACGGCCGUUAUGGCCGCCAUGCCCAUCGACAGAGCUGCUUGGCGUGUGGUGCUCCUCUGGGUCGGUGCACUCUGAGUGAGUUGACACAGCCAGACAGCCGGAAGAAGGCGUGGGAGGGCUGUUGACUCAAUCUGGCGUCUAAGUGGUGUCUGGCUCACCAUUAUUGCGGUGCGCUGCCGUCGAUGCGUCGUCGUGGGGGAGGGGGAGGGGAAGUGGCUCGCUCCUCUCUUCUGUUGAAGGCAGCGGCGCCGUCAUGGCCUUGGCAGUCACGCCCCUACCCGACGGCACAUCCACACCUAUAACCACACACACACACACACUCACACACACACAGAUGGAUGGCAGCCAGUGAACGGACGAGUGAGACGCACCUGUUGGCAUCCACAGAAUCGCUCUCGUCUUCUGGCCGGCCACCGUCACUGUGACGAUCUCAUACCGACCGCCACUCUCAGGAUCGCUCGCACGCACACCCUCCAACAAUAUGGCCAGCGCAGCCGCAUCAGACGUCGCGUCAAGCCGAGUGAUGGCAGCGGCCGACUCGCCAGCCGGCCGCCCAUUGCUGUCGGUCGGUUGGGUGUCAUCGGCAGUGCUGCUGUGAUCCAUCGUGCCGUUGCGUCGCCGCUUGCUGGUGCGGAUCGGUGGACGACUGUCAUCAUCCAGCUCGAAUGACGGGGGCGGGGGGGAGGUGGCCGGCCGAUACUCGUAGUGUCGUUUCUCCAUCUUCCGUCUGUGAGAUAUGGCGGCCCGCUUGCCGCCCUCAUAGCCCAGAUGCCUGAUGGAGAAGCUUUUCUUCUUCUGUCUGCCGCUCUCCUGCCAUGUGGCCGCCCAUGCGUUGUUGCCCUUGUGGUAGAAGACGCCCCUGACGCCGCUCUGGUACUUUGACCUCUUCCUCACCGCCGCCCGUCCGGCGGUCUCCAGCUCACGACGGUGCUGCUCGGCCAACGCCUGGCGGACGGACCACAGAGGAGAGACUCAAUGAGAGAGGUGGAGGUGAGAGGGAAUGGGCGGCGUCAUUGGCACCUUGGCUCUGUCGUAGCCAUGCUCGUUGACGCAGAAGAACCUUGUCUUGUAUUUCUUCUUCUCCCACCACGAUGCCCUCCAGGACUGCCGCGCGCUGCACCAACUAACUCCCGCCACGUCAGACUGAUCCUCUGCAGUUGGUACCACACAUAAUCAAUCGGGUUGCGUUGGAUUCGCCUCUUGGUCUCCUUACCUGACUUGGUAAUGACGGUCUUCCCCUUGCUGCCGGCCUUGCUGUCUGAGUCGGCGGCCCACCGGGGGUUAGACAUACAGCUGGGCGACCACACAUCGCCGGCAGAGACCGACGCACCAUCCCUCAGGUUGCCUGCCUUGGGCCUCCGUCGUGAGUGUGGGGAUGACGAUCGAGGGUCAACGCCAGCCACACUCGACUUGUCCCCGCGCCUGUGACGAACCUUGCCCAGUCCGGCCUCGGACGGUGCUGCUUCUGCAGAUGGUGAAUCGACACAUAACAACCAGGUGGACAGUGUGUCCGUACCUGAUGCGUGUGGGGUCUGGCCUUCCGUCAUGGCUUCGUUCUGCACGGUCAGCUGCCCGGCGUCCAGAUACGUCACCUCAGCCGAUGUGCCCCUUUCGGUAGAUGCCUGGCCUCGAUCUGCUGCCGAUGGUUGCUCAACGGUUGGCUGCUGCAUGGCCGUUCGCCCUGAUGACGGCUCAAGUGGCUGGCGCGUCGCUUCACAGGCUGGAUGAGGGCUCCGCGCUCCUCCGAGCAUCAGCUGCCGAGUGACUGGCGCGCUGACCCGAGCGCAGCAAUGCUGCAAGAUCAGCUCGUGGAGUUUUGACGUGUGAAUCUGCGGUUUGGCUUCACAGUUGUAUACA